UUCGACUUAACCCCCGGCCACCUCCGGGACUCUGUCCGUCUCUAAUGGCGGAAUCCAAACCCUAGAAACGCUAUCUUCCCGCCAUGAGUGGAAGAGACCGAGACCUCGACGGCCCCUCAAUGGACAUCCUCCCUCUUCUCCUUCUACUGCUGCUACUCUUCCUAGGUCUUGGAUCGAGCGAGUUCGGGGACUUGGAGCUUCUGAACUCCUUCAAGAGUUCUCUGCCCAGCCCCCAGGUCCUCCGGAGCUGGGACGCGAGCCAGAGCCCUUGCUCCUUCGCCGGCGUCAGCUGCAAGGCCGGCCGCGUCGUCGGCGUCGCCUUCCAGAGCAUCGCCCUCAGCGCUGACUUCCGCUCCGUCUCCUCUUCUCUCUUGAGCCUUGGGAGUCUCGAGUUUCUCUCCCUCCGCUCCGUUAACCUCACCGGAAGUCUCUCAGCGGCGGGGUCCCUGUGCGCCGGCCAACUCGCCGUGCUGGACCUCGCCGAUAAUGCCCUCAGAGGGUCGGUCGCUGAUGUUUAUAACCUUGCCGGCACCUGCAGGGGUUUGAGAUCGCUCAACCUCUCCGGCAACUUCGUCGGGAUCCCUCCCGCCGGGAAAAACCCCUCCGGCGGCGGCGGGUUCUCGCUGGAGACCCUCGACCUCUCCUUCAACAAGAUCUCCGGCGAGGCCGACCUCCGGCGGUUGCUCUCGAGCCUCGGCCUCCUCCGGCGACUGUACUUGACCGGAAACCGGCUCACCGGCGGGAUCCCGGUGAUUAGCAACUGCUCCGGCCUUCAACGCCUGGACCUCUCCGCGAACGAGCUUGCCGGCGAUAUCGUGGCCGGAGUCUUCGGCGGGUGCCGGAGUUUGAGCUAUCUGAACCUCUCUGCCAACCACUUCAUCGGUACUCUUCCCGCCGACCUGUCUUCUUGUUCCGCCCUGACCUCCCUUGCUCUCUCCAACAACAACUUCUCCGGCGUGUUCCCCUUCGAGACCCUAUCCUCUUCCCUGCCGAAUCUCGUGGUUCUUGACCUCUCGUUCAACAACUUCUCCGGGCCCCUUUCGAACUCGGUCUCGAAGCUCCCGAUGCUGGAGCUGCUCGAUCUCAGCUCCAAUGGCUUCUCGGGGUCUCUCCCCUCGUCACUUUGCCAAAGCUAUGAAACUAGCUUGGAAGAGCUCUAUCUUCAGAACAACCAGUUCACCGGUCGCGUUCCGGAGUUCCUCAGCAACUGCUCCAAAUUGGUCUCGCUCGAUCUCAGCUUCAAUUACCUCAGCGGAGCCAUUCCCGCCGCCCUGGGCUCGCUAUCUUCCCUCCGCGACCUCAUCAUGUGGCAGAAUUUGCUGGAGGGCGAGAUCCCGGCGCAGCUGUCCACCAUCCGGAGCCUCGAAAACGUCAUCCUCGACAACAAUGGGCUGACGGGAUCCAUCCCGGCCGGCCUCCGCAACUGUACAAAUUUGAACUGGAUCUCGCUGUCGAGUAACCACCUGAGAGGCCCCAUCCCCUCCUGGAUCGGCCGGCUUGGCAACCUCGCCAUCCUUAAGCUCGGAAACAACUCUUUCUCCGGUCCGAUUCCGCCGGAGCUCGGGGACUGCAAGAGCUUGAUUUGGCUGGACCUGAACAACAACCAGCUGAACGGGACCAUCCCGCCGGCCCUCGCCAGGCAGUCGGGCAAGAUCGCCGUCGGCUUGGUCACGGGGAAGCGGUAUGUGUACCUAAAGAACGACGGGAGCAGCGAGUGCCGCGGGUCCGGGAGCCUUCUGGAGUUCGCCGGGAUACGGCCGGAGGAUCUGAACCGACUGCCGAGCCGGCGGUUCUGCAACUUCACCAGGGUGUACAAGGGGAGCGCCCAGUACACCUUCAACAACAAUGGCUCGAUGAUCUUCCUCGACCUGUCUUACAACCAGCUGGUCGGCGAGAUCCCCCGGGAGCUUGGGAGCAUGUACCACGCCAUGAUCUUGAACCUGGGCCACAAUAUGCUGUCCGGACCGAUCCCGUCGGACCUGGGGAGCUUGCACUAUGUUGGCGUCUUGGAUCUUUCUCAUAAUGCUCUCCAAGGUCCGAUCCCGUCGUCCUUCUCUGGCCUCUCCAUGCUUUCCGAGAUCGAUCUCUCCAACAACAGGCUCAACGGGACCAUCCCUGUGUUGGGGCAGCUGGCCACGUUCCCGCGGUACCGGUACGACAACAACUCCGGCCUCUGCGGCUUCCCUCUCCCAUCUUGUGAAGGGAUUGCGGACGCCAGCUCGAGCGGCCAGCAUCGAACGUCUCGCCGCCGGCAGGCCUCCCUCGCGGGGAGCGUCGCGACGGGAUUGCUCGUCUCCCUCCUCUGCGUUUUCGGUCUCAUCGUCGUCGCGGUGGAGGCCAGAAAGAGGAAGAGGCGGAAAAAAGAGAGCAAUAAUAACAGCUCAGGAGAUUUCUACGUCGACAGCAGUCGAUCUCACUCUGGCGCCGCCAACUCCAACUGGAAGCUGACGGCCACGAAGGAGGCCUCGAGCAUCAACCUCGCCACAUUCGAGAAGGCUCCUCGGAAACUCACGUUUGCCGAUCUCCUCGAGGCGACCAGCGGCUUCCACAACGACAGCCUCAUCGGCUCCGGUGGGUUCGGGGACGUCUACAAGGCCCAGCUCAAGGAUGGCAGCGUCGUUGCCAUCAAGAAACUGAUACAUGUAAGCGGGCAGGGCGACCGGGAGUUCAUGGCCGAGAUGGAGACCAUAGGAAAGAUCAAGCACCGCAACCUGGUUCCUUUAUUGGGCUACUGCAAAGUUGGCGAAGAGCGGCUUCUGGUCUACGAAUACAUGAAGUACGGAAGUCUAGAGGAUGUCUUGCACGACCGCAAGAAAGCCGGGAUCAAGCUAAAUUGGGCGGCAAGAAGGAAGGUUGCGGUCGGGGCAGCGAGGGGUCUGGCAUUCCUCCACAACUGCAUCCCCCACAUAAUUCACAGAGAUAUGAAGUCCAGCAACGUCCUCCUCGACGAGAACUUGGAAGCCAGGGUCUCCGAUUUCGGAAUGGCGAGACUUAUGAGCGCGGCGGACACACAUUUGAGCGUGUCCACUCUUGCGGGCACACCAGGUUACGUCCCACCGGAGUACUACCAGAGCUUCCGGUGCACCACCAAAGGGGAUGUCUAUAGCUACGGCGUGGUCUUGCUCGAGCUGCUCACAGGGAGGCAGCCCACGGACUCGUCGGACUUCGGGGACAAUAACCUGGUCGGGUGGGUGAAGCAGCACUCAAAGCCCAGAAUCAGUGAUGUCUUUGAUCCAGAGCUAUUGAAGGAGGGUCCUGGUCUGGAGCUAGAGCUCUUGGAGCACCUUAAAAUUGCUUGCGCCUGCCUCGACGACAGGCCAUCGCGGCGCCCCUCGAUGCUCAAGGUGAUGGCGAUGUUCAAGGAGAUUCAGGCGGGUUCGGCGGUGGAUUCCACGGCCUCGGCCCCUCUACCCUCGGUUGAUGGGAGUUUCGGGGUGGGCGAUAUGAGCCUCGAGGAAGGCAAAGAGGAGAAGGACUGAAGAGCGGGAGGAAAUAACGACGGCAAAAAUCCUCUCCAGAGGAGGGCACUUGGUUUCAGCCAUCAGCCAGUUUUCCUUGUACAGAUAAAAGUGAUUUUCCUUCAAAUCCCAAGUGUGCAUUUAGAAAUAAUUCGGUGCUUCCUGUACCACCUUCGAUCAAACUUUUGAAAUCCUCCUUGCAUAUAUUUUCCGAA
Molecule: messenger RNA, 3673 nt
Organism: Phoenix dactylifera (date palm)
Lineage: Eukaryota; Viridiplantae; Streptophyta; Magnoliopsida; Arecales; Arecaceae
Product: brassinosteroid LRR receptor kinase BRI1-like
Biological process (GO): protein phosphorylation
Molecular function (GO): protein binding; protein kinase activity; ATP binding
Source: RefSeq, a predicted model, not a curated record